AUAGGCGCACACUCCCACGAGGACACGGAUCACACUGCUGGGUUCACAUGUUCCACCGUUCUGUUGCUCGGACACUUUUCAUUCCACCUCAAACUCCACUGAGGAUGGAGAAGUCACACAACUUCACAACGCACCAAGUUCUUCCCCUGCAGAGGGCUAAUGAUGCUUCCCAAACCGACAAAAGCAAUGGCAACGCAUACGUGUACAUUUUCAUAGUAAUCUCCUUCUAUGGAGUUUUCCUCGUUGGUAUAAUGCUGGGCUAUGUUCGCUCCAAAAGGCGGGAGAAGAGAAGGUCGAACGUUUUUACGCGCCUGGUGCACGAGGAGGAGCAGCGGGAAUGGGGCGCGCUGAAAAAGAAGCACAGCAUCACUAUGACCUCCUUCCAGGUAUCGCUUCCCUUCUCCGCGGGGAGCCAGGAUGUCAAUGAAGGAAGGGUCCCGAGCUCCCCUCUGGCCUGCGCCCUGUUCUCCAUUGAACAAACCAGUGUCAGUUCACUGUGCUCCUCCGCCGACGCGCGCUUUGCCAUCGAGGAGGAGUCGGACAGCGGGACCGCGGAGGGACCGGACGAGACGCUGAAGCGCAGUUCUACUGACAACAGCGACGACUCCGCAGAGAUACAGAUACUCGGAGAGGAACUGUGACGCUCAGAACAGAUGAUGAGAGGGGAAAUAAACGCAAAAAACUGUAGACUUUCCAUCCCUCUCCGUCAUAUAGGAAAUACGUGGAGAAGUUAAAGACUGAUAAAGUUUAGCUUGACAUAUGGAACAAUUGCUCUCUAACCAUCCGGUUCUGAGUAUUGAAACGUACCUGGAACCCACUUGAAAUAUAUUUUCUGUAACGAAAUCCUCUUAAGAUGUAGCCUAAUGAUUUCACUGUGCAGUGUUCAUAAUGUCUAUGUAGGUUUACUUGGGGUUGUUGUGUAAAUUGAAGAGAAGAAAAAAAAACAGUUGAAAAAUAAUGAUCUGUUUAAGAGAUAUGGUUCUUCUUUACUCUUCUUGGGAAAUACAUGUUUUUAUUUUGAAAAAACUUUGUUUCAAUAUCUAGUUUUCUCCAAAAGGGGGCAGUGCUGCAGUAGUUUUACCUCACCUGUUGCUGGGGAACACCAGUCAUUUCAGUAGAAUCAACACAACAUAGGGUUUACUGUCCUUGCAUUGUCUUAUUUGUUCUGAAGUGUUGACAUACUAAUUUAUAAAAUAAGAAGCUAUUUUUUCAGGCAGUUAGCUGAUUAUUUAUUUUGAAUGAUUUACAAUUACAUAAUUUAGCACAAUUAGCAGACACUCUUAUCCAGAGCCACUUAAAGGAGAAAACAGGGUUAAGUACCUUGCUCAAGGGCACAUUGCCAGAUCUUUCACCUAGUUGGCUCGGAGAUUCGAACCAGCACCCUAUAUCUGAAAAGUCAUCAUACGGUAUGAUUAGGCCAAACCAUCUCACCCACUGGAGAUCUUCCCAUGUGAUAGGAGUCCUGGGAAACAUGAAGAAUGCUGGGAUUUCUCCCAAUCGCUAUGACGACAAUGCUACUACAGCCCAUCCCCCUCCAGGCUCCCACCCACACACCAUACCAUAUCAGCCCUGCUGCAGGCCAUAAUGCUCACAACUCACUCCAUUGACAACAUGCCAAACCAAAGUGAGGUAGAACAAUAGUGUGAAAGAAAAGGAAUGUAUUUUAUGAUGCUAAUUAGAAUGUAAUGAACAAUAAACAAAAUUAACAGUAAACAUUACACAAGUUCCAAAAUAAAAAUACAUUUCAAAUGUCAUAUUAUGUCUAUAUACAGUGUUGUAAUGAUGUGCAAAUAGUUAAAGUACCAAAUUAAAAAUAAGUAUAUAUACAGUUGAAGUCAGAAGUUUACAUACACCUUCGCCAAAUACAUUUAAACUCAGUUUUUCACAAUUCCUGACAUUUAAUCCUAGUAAAAAUUCCGUCUUAGGUCAGUUAGGAUCACCACUUUAUUUUAAGAAUGUAAAAUGUCAGAAUAAUAGUAGUGAAUGUUUUAUUUCAGCUUUUAUUUAUUUCAUCACAUUCCCAGUGGGUCAGAAUUUUACAUACAUUCAAUUAGUAUUUGGUAGCAUUGCCUUUAAAUUGUUUAACUUGGGUCAAAUGUUUCAGGUAGCCUUCCACAAGCUUCCCACAAUAAGUUGGGUGAAUUUUAUCCCAUUUCUCCUGACAGACACGGUGUAACUGAGUCAGGUUUGUAUGCCUCCUUGCUCGCACAAGCUUUUUCAGUUCUGCCCACAAAUUUUCUACAGGAUGGAGGUCAGGGCUUUGUGAUGGCCACUCCAAUACCUUGACUUGUUGUCCUUAAGCCAUUUUGCCACAACUUUGGGGGUGUGCUUGGGGUCAUUGUCCAUUUGGAAGACCCAUUUCCGACCAAGCUUUAACUUCCUGACUGAUGUCUUGAGAUGUUGCUUUAAUAAAUCCACAUAAUUGUCCUUCGUCAUGAUGCCAUCUAUUUUGUGACGUGCACCAGUGCAUCCUGCAGCAAUGCACCCCCACAACAUGAUGCUGCCACCCCCGUGCUUCACUGUUGGGAUGGUAUUCUUCGGCUUGCAAGCCUGCCCCUUUUUCCUCCUUUGGCCAAACAGUUCUAUUUUUGUUUCAUCAGACCAGAGGGCAUUUCUCCAAAAAGUACGAUCUUUGUCCUCAUGUGCAGUUGCAACCCGUAGUCUGGCUUUUUUAUGGCGGUUUUGGAGUAGUGGCCUCUUCGUUGCUGAGCGGCCUAUCAGCUUAUGUCGAUAUAGGACUUGUUUUACUCUAGAUAUAGAUACUUUUGUACCUGUUUCCUCCAGCAUCUUCACAGGGUCCUUUGCUAUUGUUCUGGGAUUGAUUUGCACUUUUCGCACCAAAGUACGUUCAUCUCUAGGAGACAGAACGUGUCUCCUUCCUGCGCGGUAUGACGGCUGCGUGGUCCCAUGGUGUUUAUACUUGCGUACUAUUGUUUGUACAGAUGAACGUGGCACCUUCAGGUGUUUGGAAAUUGCUCCCAAUGAUGAACCAGACUUGUGGCAGUCUGACAUUUCUUUUCUGAGGUCUUGGCUGAUUUCUUUUGAUUUUCUCAUGAUGUCAAGUAAAGAGGCACUGAAUUUGAAAGUAGGUCUUGAAAUACAUCCACAGGUACACCGCCAAUUGAUUCAAAUGAUG
This is a messenger RNA of Oncorhynchus nerka (sockeye salmon), 3136 nucleotides long. RefSeq names its product potassium voltage-gated channel subfamily E member 4-like. Bases 48 to 641 code for a protein of 197 amino acids. The record is from RefSeq and is a predicted model, not a curated record. Gene Ontology annotation, cellular component: membrane. The transcript has 2 exons. Gene Ontology annotation, molecular function: voltage-gated potassium channel activity involved in ventricular cardiac muscle cell action potential repolarization; transmembrane transporter binding; potassium channel regulator activity. Gene Ontology annotation, biological process: membrane repolarization during action potential; regulation of ventricular cardiac muscle cell membrane repolarization; regulation of heart rate by cardiac conduction. NCBI's taxonomy places the organism in Eukaryota, Metazoa, Chordata, Actinopteri, Salmoniformes, Salmonidae.